AUUGAAACGGCCACGCACCGCAACUUUACAGUUGUCCGCCAUCAGCACCGUCGGGUCCUUCGCGAACCAUAAGAGCUGCGACACACCGAACACUACCUGUCCUCUCUUCCAGAUCGGUCGCAUCAUCGUCGCACCAAAGCAUAGGGCUGCACCUCCCGCACCCAGUCACUUCUGACUCCACAGUUGCAUCAACACCGGUUGGCCAACAACACCAGAUACAGUCAUGUCCGGGGGUCAGAACCUGCCCAUCAAGUUCCAGGAGCAUGUUCAGCUCCAGAAUUUGGGCAUCAAUGCAGCCAACAUCGGGUUUAACACCCUGACGAUGGAGUCAGAUAAAUUCAUCUGCAUCCGGGAGAAGGUUGGCGAGCAGAACCAGGUUGUCAUCAUCGACAUGAACGAUCCAUCGCAGGUCAUACGGAGACCCAUCACCGCGGACUCUGCCAUCAUGAACCCGGCCACGAAGGUCAUUGCACUGAAAGCCGGACGACAAUUGCAAAUCUUCAACAUUGAGAUGAAGGCGAAAGUGAAGUCUCACAUGAUGGCUGAAGACGUUGUGUUCUGGAAGUGGAUAUCAUUGUCGACGCUCGGCGUUGUGACCGAGACCGCAGUCUUCCACUGGUCCACCGAAGGCGACGCUCAGCCCCAGAAGAUGUUCGAUCGCAACGCCAACCUUGUCGGGUCGCAAAUCAUCAACUACCGUGUGUCGGCCGACGAGAAGUGGCUUCUGCUGAUCGGCAUCUCGGCCCAGCAAGGACGAGUUGUUGGAAACAUGCAGCUUUAUUCGAAGGAGAGGGGCGUGUCUCAGCCCCUGGAAGGUCAUGCUGGUGCUUUUGCAGAAUUGAAAGUCGACCCAGCACAACCACCUGUGAAGCUUUUCACUUUUGCCGUGCGCACUGCGACUGGAGCGAAGCUGCACGUUGUUGAGGUCGAUCACAAAGAGGGCACGCCAGUUUUCCAAAAGCGUGCUGUCGAUGUUUUCUUCCCUGCCGACGCGGUGACAGAUUUCCCCGUCGCUAUGCAGGUCAGCAAGAAGUACGACAUCAUCUUCCUUGUGACGAAAUACGGUUUCAUCCAUCUGUACGAUCUGGAAACCGGAACAUGUAUCUACAUGAAUCGCAUUAGCGGUGACACCAUCUUUGUGACCGCUGAGCUCGAGUCGACUGGUGGAAUCAUUGGUGUCAACCGGAAAGGACAGGUCCUCUCCGUCAGCGUUGAUGAGAACAACACGAUUCCGUAUAUUUUGAGCACUUUGAACAACCCAGAGUUGGCGUUGCGGCUGGCUACCCGCAACAACCUACCUGGAGCUGACAACAUUGUGGCGGAAAGGUUUAACCACCACAUGCAGACGGGAAACUAUGCGGAGGCGACCAAAAUCGCCGCCACCUCUCCUCGCGGUAUGCUGAGGACGCCCGCAACCAUCGAGCGAUUCAAGCAGGUUCAAGUUGCGCCUGGUCAGAUCACUCCUAUUCUCCAGUACUUUGGAAUUCUUCUGGAGAGCGGCGUUCUGAACAAGUACGAGUCUAUCGAACUUGCCCGGCCUGUGUUGCAGCAAGGCCGCAAACAGCUCUUGGAGAAGUGGUUGAAGGAGGACAAGCUCGAGUGCAGCGAAGAGCUCGGAGAUAUCGUGAAACAAUUCGACUCGACACUUGCGCUUUCUGUCUACCUUCGGGCCAAUGCCCCUAGCAAGGUUGUUGCAUGCUUCGCCGAGACGCAGCAAUAUGACAAAAUCGUUCUUUACGCAAAGAAGGUCGGGUACCAGCCCGACUAUGCCUAUUUGCUGCAGUACAUCAUGCGAAUCGACCCCGACAAGGGAGGACAGUUCGCCAGUCUCCUCGUCAACGACGAGAACGGACCCCUGGUCCCGCUCGAGUCGAUCGUGGAUGUGUUCUCUUCAUUGAACAUGGUUCAGCAAGCCACUUCGUUCUUGUUGGACGCUUUGAAGGAGAACAAGCCCGAGCACGCUGCUUUGCAAACAAAGCUUUUGGAGAUGAACCUUCUGCAUGCCCCUCAGGUCGCUGAUGCGAUUUUGGGCAAUGAGAUGUUCACUCACUAUGACCGUGCCUAUAUUGCAUCGCUUUGCGAGAAGGCUGGGUUGUUCCAGAGGGCGCUUGAGCACUACACGGACAUUUAUGACAUUAAGCGCACCAUUGUUCACACUCACCUGUUGAACCCCGAGUGGGUUGUGAACUUCUUCGGUCGCCUGUCGGUGGAGCAGUCUAUUGAGUCUCUGAAGGAGAUGCUCAACAACAACAUUCGCCAAAACUUGCAAAUCGUCGUCAAGAUUGCAACGAAGUACUCGGAACAGCUUGGUCCGAAAAACCUGAUUGACAUGUUCGAGUCUUACAAGAGCUUCGAAGGUCUGUACUACUACUUGGGAUCUGUGGUGAACUUCAGCCAAGACGGUGAAGUCCACUUCAAGUACAUCCAGGCCGCCUGCAGGACCGGUCAGCUCAAGGAAGUCGAGCGCAUCUGUCGCGAGAGCAACUGCUACGACCCCGAGCGGGUUAAGAACUUCCUCAAGGAAGCCAAGCUGCCUGACCAGCUUCCCUUGAUCAUCGUGUGCGACCGUUUCGACUUUGUCAACGACCUCGUCAUGUUCUUGUACCAAAACAACUUGUACAAGUUCAUUGAGAUCUACGUCCAGAAGGUCAACCCUAGCCGCGCACCCGAGGUCAUCGGUGGGCUCCUUGACGUUGACUGCGAUGAGAACGUCAUCAAGACCUUGUUGAUGUCUGUUCGUGGCGCUGUUCCCAUGGAUCGCUUGGUGGAGGAGACGGAGAAAAGGAACCGAUUGAAGCUUCUCUUGCCGUUCCUUGAGAGCAAGGUCAAGGAGGGCAACACCGAUGUGCACAUCUACAAUGCCAUCGCGAAGAUCUACAUCGACACCAAUGCCAAUGCCGAGCAUUUCCUCAAGGAGAACACCUUCUACGACUCUCGCGUGGUCGGAAAGUACUGCGAGAAGCGUGAUCCCUACCUGGCGUACAUUGCCUACGAACGCGGGCAGUGCGAUCAGGAGUUGAUCCAGAUCACGAACGACAACUCCAUGUUCAAACACCAGUCCCGUUACCUUGUCAAGAGACGGGACCCCGAGUUGUGGAACUUCGCCUUGCAGACCACCAACGCUUUCCGGAGGCAGUUAGUCGACCAGGUCGUCGCCACCGCUCUUCCCGAAACUCAGGAUCCCGAAGAUGUGUCCGUCACCGUCAAGGCCUUCAUGGCGGCUGACCUGCCCAACGAGCUCAUUGAACUGUUGGAGAAGCUUGUCUUGGAGGGAUCUGCUUUCAGCGACAACAGGAACCUGCAGAACUUGUUGAUCUUGACUGCCAUCAAGGCGGACAAGACCCGUGUGAUGGACUACAUCUCGCGCUUGGACAACUUUGAUGCCCCCGACAUUGCGAACAUCGCUGUCAAUGCCGAGUUGUACGAGGAAGCGUUCUCCAUCUACAAAAAGUACGAGCAGCACUCAAACGGUAUUGCUGUGCUUUUGGACAACAUUGGUGAUUUGGACCGCGCUUUUGAGUUUGCGGAGCGCGUGGACUUGCCGGAGGUGUGGAGCAAGCUUGCGAAGGCGCAGCUUGACCAUAUGCGUGUGACGGAGGCUAUUGACUCCUACAUCAAGGCCGACGAUGCCACCAACUACGGCGAGGUCAUCCAGGUCGCAAGUCGUGCCAACAAGUACGAGGACUUGGUCAGAUAUUUGCAAACCGCUCGCAAGAAGGUCCGCGAGCCGGCUGUUGAGAGCGAGCUGAUCUUUGCGUAUGCAAAGACUGGCCGUUUGGCCGAUUUGGAGGAGUUCAUCUCUUCCCCGAACUUGGCUCAGAUCGCUGUUGUUGGCGAGAGGUGUUUCGAGGAGAAGAUGUACGAGGCCGCCAAGAUCCUCUUCAACAACGUGUCCAACUGGGCACGUCUCGCCUCUACCUUGGUCUAUCUGAACGAGUACCAAGCCGCUGUCGACUGCGCUCGCAAAGCCAACUCCACCAAGGUUUGGAAACAGGUCAACGCCGCCUGUGUGGAAAACGGCGAAUUCCGUCUGGCCCAAAUCUGCGCUUUGCACCUCAUCAUUCACGCCGAGGAGCUCGAGGAGCUUAUACGCCUUUACGAGCGCCGCGGCCACUUCGACGAGCUUAUGUCGCUUCUCGAAGCCGGUCUGGGCCUGGAACGUGCGCACAUGGGCAUGUUCACCGAGCUGGGGAUCUUGUACUCCAAGUACAAGCCAGAACGCCUCAUGGAGCACCUCAAGCUGUUCUGGCAGCGCAUCAACAUCCCCAAGGUCAUUCGCGCUACCGAGAUUGCGCACAUGUGGCCCGAACUGGUGUUCUUGUACAGCCACUAUGAAGAACAUGACAAUGCUGCGUUGACGAUCAUGGAGCACGCGGCUGAUGCGUGGGACCAUACCGGCUUCAAGGACGUGAUUGUGAAGGUGUCCAACUUGGAGAUCUACUACAAGGCGUUGAGGUUUUACCUGGAGCACCAGCCACUGUUGAUCAACGACUUGUUGACGGUUUUGACGCCGCGAGUAGACCAUACGCGUGUUGUGCAGAUGUUCCAGAAGGGGAACAACCUGCCGUUGAUCAAGCCUUACUUGAUCUCUGUUCAGCAGGCCAACAACCAAGCCGUCAACACGGCUUACAACGACCUGCUCAUCGAGGAAGAGGACUACAAGUCUCUGCGUGACUCGAUCGACAACUUUGACAGCUUUGACAACAUUGCGCUUGCACAGCGCUUGGAGAAGCACGAGCUGUUGGAGUUCAGGCGCAUCAGUGCACACCUGUACAAGAAAAACAGGCGCUGGAAGCAAUCCAUCACGCUCUCGAAGCAAGACAAGCUGUACAAAGACGCGAUGGAAACGGCGGCCAUCUCUCGAGACACGGAAACCGCGGAAGAGCUUCUCCAGUUCUUCAUCGAGAGCGACAAAAAGGAGUGUUUCGCGGCGUGCCUAUUCACGUGCUACGAGCUCUUGCGGCCGGACGUGAUCAUGGAGCUUGCGUGGAGGAACGGGCUGAACGACUUUGCGAUGCCGUAUUUCAUCCAAAUUAUCCGCGAGUACAUGGGGAAAGUGGAUAAGCUGGAAAAGUCGAAUACAGAUCGGUCCCAGAAGGAGGAGGAGAAGGAGAAGCAAGAAUCCACAAUCAUGCCAGGCCUCGGCAACCCACUAAUGAUCACAUACGGCGGCGGCCCCAUGCCCGGCGGCCCUAUGCCUGGCGUCGGAUACGGCGGCGGCGCACCGGUGGGCUAUGGCCAACAGGGUCCCAUUGUGCAGCAGGGAGCUUACAGUGGGGUUAACGGGUUCAAUUCAUACUAGAGAAGUGGGUUGUGUGUUGAGAGAUACUUCAUAAUAUUCUGUUUUGUGUUUUUCAAUAAAUUUGGUGGGAC
Messenger RNA from Fimicolochytrium jonesii, 5373 nucleotides. RefSeq lists its product as uncharacterized. Gene Ontology annotation, cellular component: clathrin coat of trans-Golgi network vesicle; clathrin coat of coated pit; actin cortical patch. The record is from RefSeq and is a predicted model, not a curated record. Gene Ontology annotation, biological process: intracellular protein transport; receptor-mediated endocytosis; Golgi to endosome transport. The transcript has 17 exons. Gene Ontology annotation, molecular function: structural molecule activity; clathrin light chain binding. Lineage: Eukaryota; Fungi; Chytridiomycota; Chytridiomycetes; Spizellomycetales; Powellomycetaceae. Bases 224 to 5302 code for a protein of 1692 amino acids.